AUGUCUGACGAUGCUUCCCUACGAAACUCUCCAGACUACAGCCCCAUGGACAACGAGUCGGAGCAGGGCUUGACGAAGACGGCUUCUAGAUGGAGCACGGCUAGGUACCAUGUGUACAGCUUUCGCUAUCUCUUGGGGCUCAUGGCGAUAGGCACCUUGCAAAGCACGAUCUCACCAAGCGUUCCAUACAUCGAGAACACGUUCUUCGCAGAAAAGUACGGUGGGGACGAUUGCGAGGCCCAUCCGUCUUCGGAUCCAUGCCGAAAGGGUGCAACUGAUGCAGCUCAGAUCGGCAGCUUCACUAACGCGGCAGCGCAUGCAGCGGCUAUGUUCAUGGCUGUCUGCUUGGGAUCCUACAGUGCCAUGCCCGUCUUUCUUCGCUUGUGCUUGUUCCGCGGGCUUCUGGUGCUGGCGUCUCAAUAUGACCCACACCUUCCGCAGAAAAGUCCUUGGUUCGAAGGCUGGUAUACUCGCAUCAGCGAGACUCCAACUGGUCAAUCUGUUGGCCUGAUCGUGGGGCAUUAUCCGGAGAAGGCCCAGUUGACUGAUGCAGCGGCAUAUUUGGCCCUUAUCAUCGAUGAGGGCAAGGGCAAGACAACAGUCGUCGAGGCAAAUCCGCCGGGAUUGACGGUUCUUAAGCAUGGGGCCGCCAUUGCCAAUGAACCAGAUGAUGCCUCGGAGCCAGAUUUCGAGGUCAGCGGUGGUAACGGUACACUGAUGAUGAAGCAGACGGGCACGCAGCAGCGGAUCUCCAUGUGGUUUCCUUCGCAAGGCUUCCGCUUCGAGGCGAAUCUCACGGAUCCUGUCCCAUGGAGUUCGUCCGGGCAGUCGCCUGAAGGUUGGGCCGGAAAGCUGCCUUUCUUGGCUCUCCACUGGUUCGUGUAUUCCCUGAGUUCUCAUGCCAGCUACCGGCUGGAGUCGCCCACGGGUGUCGUUCUCGGCCAUGGCCGGGCGCACCAGGAGAAGAACUGGGGCCAAUCCUUUCCAAAAUCUUGGACCUGGGGAGAAGGACUUCAAGGUGCGAGCAAGAUCGCGUUCGCAGGCGGCACCGUGCCCCUGGGACCCCUGAAGGUUCCAGAUGCUUACUUGUUGGGGCUCCGCACCUCGAAGCUGAACUGGAACUUUCACCCACAGGAUCCAGCCGUCUUUUGGGUCUCGAACGAUGCCUGCCGGGGUCGCUUGAAUGUGACGGCCAUUGCUGCAGAUCGGCUGCUGCGGCUCUCCAUCCAGGCAAGCGCUGAAGAGACGGACGGACUCUUCAAGGUGCAGGGCCCUACAAUGAGUGGUUUCAAGGCAGACUCCUUCGAGAGCUAUCGUGCUACGAUCACUGUGGAGGCAUUCUCAGGCAUCUUGCACGACAAGCUUGAGGAGAGGAUUGAAUUUAGGCAGUCGGCAAUUGAGUUCGGAGGGGAGGCUUGGAUGUGCCCAUCAACUUCGUCCCGAACAAGGCCCGAGCGCGAGCCCAUGGCGCCUGCACUUCUUCGAGCCGCUGAGCCGAAGCAUCCGCGGCGAGUGCGGAAAGAGCUGCGCAGCCUCUCAGUCCAGCAGCGUGACCGUGUGUUCAAUGCCAUGAACAUCAUGAAGAAGACGUCUACUCUGCAGGGCCAGGUUUCUUUCGGUCGCCGCUACGUCUCGUACGACGACUUGGUCGCGCAGCACCUCCAAGCUGCAGCUGCAAGGCACUGUGAUGAGGCCCACUUAGGACAGGCUUUCGCUACCUACCAUCGUGCCUUCACACUCCGAUUUGAAGAAAGCCUUCUGGCGGUUGACCCAAGUAUUGGUGCUUUACCCUACUGGGACUACAACAUCGAGGCAAAGAGCAAAAACCCUCGUGAGAGCGAGAUUUGGGAGUGGUUCGGAAGCAGCGAAGGUGACCCUGCCCAGGGCAAUGCAGUGAAGGACGGGAGGUUCGGGCACUGGCGCGUUGCUGCGGCCAAGGAGAUCUCCAACUUAUCGAACUCCUUUGGUCUUUUACGAAGCCCUUGGAACGUGAACCCGUCGCCUUUCAUCACCCGACAUCGCUUCUCUUGUGGCUCGCAAACUCAUUUUGAAGCAAGCUUCUGGGAGCUGUGCCUGAGGGCACCUACCUACUUGGAGUGGUAUGCGUGCGUUGACCCAACAAUUCAUACCUGGGCUCACAGCUUCCUGGGAGGUAUUUGGGACACGGAGCGCAAUGUUUCUCGAGUGGAGUGCUUCGCGACGAAUGCCAUUGGCAUCCCCGCUGCGUGGAGCGACGACUGCCUGCAGUGCGAACAAAAUUGCACAGAGCCAGAUGAGGCCCAGCGCUCUUGCGCGUGUCACCGGUCCGGGGAGCUACGCUGCUUGGCGGAUAGGAUUCUGGCCCACAAGGCACCGACAUAUGGGGACUUCGCCGAUGCCUGGACAUCACCGAAUGACCCCAUCUUCUUCUUCCACCAUGCCAAUGUUGACAGGCACCUUAUGACCUGGCAGCAGAGACAUCUGGAAAAGGCUCCCCACUUCGGAUUUCUUGAGCCCUCCAUACCAUGUAAAGGCCAUGGUCUGAAGGACAUCAUUGGAGCAGCUCAUCCUUUCGAUGGCUCAUUACUUGGACUUGAGGACGGCCGGCCGUUGACCAACGAAGAGGUUCUGGCAGCCGAUGGGAUUCACACAGGCCCAUAUACCUACGACACCCUCAAGCAAGCAGAGCAGCGGCCCUCUUUGCGCAGUCGCCGCGGAGAAUGGUCUGGACAGGCUUUGGCUUCAGCAGUCAGGCACAUGUCAUCAAAGCCAGCAAAGUGA
Messenger RNA from Symbiodinium necroappetens, 2760 nucleotides. The record is from the annotation of a GenBank genome assembly. Lineage: Eukaryota; Dinophyceae; Suessiales; Symbiodiniaceae.